Messenger RNA from Sebastes umbrosus (honeycomb rockfish), 3274 nucleotides. RefSeq names its product heme oxygenase 2b (gene hmox2b). Gene Ontology annotation, molecular function: heme oxygenase (decyclizing) activity; heme binding. The transcript is spliced from 7 exons. Lineage: Eukaryota; Metazoa; Chordata; Actinopteri; Perciformes; Sebastidae. The record is from RefSeq and is a predicted model, not a curated record. Gene Ontology annotation, biological process: response to oxidative stress; heme oxidation; heme catabolic process. Bases 299 to 1243 code for a protein of 314 amino acids.
GAGAUCUCAGAGCAGAUUUAGCAGUUUGCGGGUUACCUUCUAGAGCCGAGUGGAGGCGGAGUUGUGGACGUGCAGUUCCUGUCCUGGAUCUCCAGCCUGAUUUGUAGUUCUUCUCUUCUGUUAACCGGCCGGCCACCGCUUUGUUGAAGAGUGAAUAAGGUCAAAGGCUUAAAGCAGCUGAAUUAACUGGCAGAAGACAUCUUUCCUUUGAAAGUAGAGGGGUGAUAACAGCUUCUUCCUGAUCAGACCUCUGCUGCCUCUUAGGGUGAACUAACUGGCAGACAGGAACACACCACUAAUGUCAGCAGAGAAGAUGGAGACAACAGCCAGAAUGUCCAAUGGAGCAGGGCCUGUAUAUGAGGGGAAAGACGACGCCCUCAGUCCUAAGGAUCUGUCUGAUGUGCUGGCAGCAGGGACCAAGGAGGUUCAUGAAAUGGCUGAGAACACCCAGUUUGUGAAAGAUUUCAUCAAGGGACGCAUCCGCAAAGAGCUCUUCAAGCUUGGUGCCGUGGCUCUCCACUAUACUUACACAGCCAUGGAGGAGGAGAUUGAAAGGAACAAAGACCACCCCCACUUUGCCCCUCUAUAUUUUCCUACCGAGCUGAACCGCCACGAGGCCCUGGCCCGUGACCUUGAGUACUUUUACGGUCCCGACUGGCAGAGCCAGGUCAGCUGCUCCCCGGCCACCCAGAACUACGUGGACCGUAUUCAUCAAGUUGGGCAGGAGGACCCAGUGCUGCUGGUGUCCCAUGCCUACACCCGCUACAUGGGGGACCUGUCCGGGGGCCAGAUUCUGAAGAAGAAGGCGCAGAAAGCCAUGAACCUGCCUACCACAGGGGAGGGCCUGGAGUUCUAUCAGUUUGACAACAUCCAUAGCAUCAAAGGAUUCAAGCAGCUGUACUUCAGUCGGAUGAACGACCUGGAACUGGACAUGGACAUAAAGAAGAGGCUGGUAGACGAGGCUGUCAAGGCCUUCCACUUCAACAUGGAGGUGUUUGACGAGCUGGAAGAGAUCGGUAAAACCAUCCCGGAGGAUGUUUUAGAUGCUGGCAUGCCCGGCCAUGGAGAAAUGGACGGAGACAUCAACAAGUGUCCCUACUAUGCUGCCAAAAUGACGGCAUCGAGUGGAACAGCGUACGCAGGUCAGCUCGCCAUGGCCGUACUCCGACACCCGACUGGACAGGUCCUGUUUGCUACGUGGUUUGCUGCUCUGGCCGGAUUGGCUGCGUGGUAUCUGAUGUGAUCCAGCUGUCACCCCCCCCAUCCCCCGUCACUCUGCUGCUGUACGAGAGAGGGAGGAGAAACAUAGAAGGAAGGACAGUAAGGAGAGUAGAAAACUCCCUCAAGCUGUAGACCAUUUCAUAGUUUCAUACAAACGGGUCCAAGUUUAUUCAAUGUUCUGUGUUUGCUAAUAGCUGACAGGAAAUAAACUUGGAUAUUAUUAAAUGAUUUGUAGGACCCAGUAGGACGUCCUCCACAUCCUGCCAUCCAUCCACCAAGCUUACACCUUGUUACAAUUUAUCCUCCUGUCUUUUUUUUUCUUUCUCUACCUCAUGUGCACCAUCUCUCCAUCCUGUGUCCUUCCAGCAUCGUAUCUCAAGCUAUAUUCUGAUUUAUAGUUAAUAGCUCAUUUUAAAUGAAACAGCCAGAUUGACAAAGCACUUUAAGAUGCUGCCCAUGUGUAAGUGGCUGUAUAAAUUAGUUAAUAACGAUGAUUGGAUUAUCAAAAUUCAUAGGGAGCUUAGUAAAAACGCGUUAAAACAUGCUAUGCGUCCAGAUGUUAUGCAGUAUGUAUGACAGCACAGUAUAUUGAAGACUGCUGUGUUGAUAUUGAAUGAGGCCUUUUGUGUUUUUGCAUUAAAACAUCUUUUAUUUGACCAGCGAGAGAGAGAGGAAGCAAUGUACUAGUUAAUAAUGCAAUUUUUUUUUUCCUUCUAUACAUUGACUGAAGUUCCAAAGAUAAUGUGAAAACACUUAUGUUCUUUUUUAAAUCCAUUAUCACAUUUCAUUAGUCAAACACGGCCUGAAACGUUCGUACAGGUGUACUGUAAGACAGGUGAUGGGACUCGAAAGCGUUUUUUUCCUCUCAAAUAUAGCACACCUACACUUUGACGAGUGUAAGAUUGAUACACAUCUCUCAGUGUAUUAUAGUGAAUAUACCGCAUAUUUAAAUCUCUAUUGAUGCAUGUUCAAAUGUUCAGAAUUAUAUGAUAUGGCAUCUUGUAUUUCUCAAAAAAAGCUGCCUGUUGUUGCAUAUGCAUAGCUUAACUAUCCAAGUUUUACCUGCCACAGGAGCCUAUAUUAGGACAAAGGUGUUCACAGUUGUUUUAAAAAGGAAAAUUGUCUUUUUUAUAAUGUUAACGGUUUCUGUCCUGUCAUGAGUGUUCAGGUUUGGUACUUACAGCGAGGACCUUUAGCAGCUCAGCUCUUGUUUAUGUAUCCAUUUGUUAUGGAUAUAUACCAGUAUGCAUCAUCACUAAAACUGUGUAAUCAUUAUUUAUAUUUCAUUCAUACUGUAUGUUGGGAGUAACUUUCCCAGUAGUGCACAACUCAACAUAGAUAAGGAGGGAUAUAUUGUGCUGUGUGUACUGUAUGCAGUGUAAAUGCACAUUGAAGUUUGAUAUUUAUCCUGACACAGUAAUAAUGCCAUUUUAUUAACUUUUUUUUCCCUCCUUUGCUUGGAUUUGUUUGACACAGCGUACCAAACCUGCAGGUUCCUGUGUUGUGUGUAUUUGCACAACGCAUUAAGCGGAUGUACAGUAUUCUUUCACAAGCUAAACUCAUUCAGAUCAGACAUGGAAACUGAAGUGAUGGUGCGUUUUGUAUUCGAGAGUCUCAGGUUCAUGUUGCACUCAAGACGGCAAUACAAUGCAUUGCAUAUAGAGGACGGUUACGGGGAAUGCCCUACUUCAACGUCCAUGUUUUAUUGAAUUUUCUUCUAAUGCCAGUGUGAUAUGUCAAACAGUGUUUUUUCGACAUACUGAGGGGGACGAUAACUUGAAUCUCAGGAUUACAGGUAGUUUUGGUCAUCGAUUAAACCUUAACUCAAAGUGAGCUGGAUGCUCGACUAAUUCAUGUUGAUUUUGAAUUCUCUUGCGUUUCAUUAACUCUACACUUAAUCCCUUUGUGUAUCUAACUGGACAAAGCUUUAUAGUGUUUGGCUAGAAUACUCUCAUUGUGUGAGAGUGAAACCCCCCAGGAGUAUGUUGUGCAGUCUAUAAUGAAAUUAAUGCUGUUUUCCUUCUCAUGCUGAAAUAAAGGUGAUUCAUUUGGA